This is a messenger RNA of Alosa alosa (allis shad), 6599 nucleotides long. RefSeq names its product zinc finger protein GLI2-like. Gene Ontology annotation, cellular component: nucleus. NCBI's taxonomy places the organism in Eukaryota, Metazoa, Chordata, Actinopteri, Clupeiformes, Clupeidae. Gene Ontology annotation, molecular function: RNA polymerase II cis-regulatory region sequence-specific DNA binding; DNA-binding transcription factor activity, RNA polymerase II-specific. Gene Ontology annotation, biological process: regulation of transcription by RNA polymerase II; smoothened signaling pathway. The record is from RefSeq and is a predicted model, not a curated record.
GAUCACUACCAAGAUCUCUCCACCGCAUGUCUAAGAACAACUGGCGAUUAAAUCUGGCCCGUCGUCGUGAGUUUUGCUCAUCAGAUGAGCAAAAUCAGAUGACCAAAACACGCUAUGCGUAUUGUCUUUAUGGAGCGCUGAACGGUUCCAAAAGUUUGCUGCCUGUAGUCUGAUGGAUUGUAAAAGUUAGCGCGAUGCUUCGACCGCACUCAAGAGACUGAAAUGAAUGAUGUAGCUAGGAUAUAAAACUUUGGUCAAGACUGUCAAACACUUCUGGCGAGUCGCACAUUUGAGUUGUACUUCAAGUACGUGGAUGGAUUUUUUUCGACAAACUUCAGAAGGCAUUUGGCGUUUCCUCAACCGACAGAAAAAGUACAUUUCUGAGAGUUUGCGAAUUUUACACGCUGAAGAUACUUUGGACAAACUGAGCUGAGCACGCUUCAACAAGGUCGUCAACGUUCUCUCUGAGAGGCAAGAUGGAGACCUCAGGCCCCACAGCCAUGGAGAAGAAGGAGCUGAAGACCUCCGGUCUCGACGGCACCAGCUUCAGCGACCUCCCCAAGAAACCCUCCCCCACCACGGUGACCCGAGCUCCACAUAUCUUCCCGACGUUCCAUGCGCCCAUCCCGAUCGACAUCCGCCACCAUGAGGGAAGAUACCAUUACGAGCCACACCCACUCCACGCCAUGCAUGGGCCUCCUGGUUUAGCGGGCAGUCCGGUCAUCUCGGACGUGUCCCUCAUCCGCCUCUCUUCCCAUGCGGGAGGCGAGUCCCUGUUCAGCCCCCCCCACCCCUACGUCAGCCCACACAUGGAGCACUACCUGCGCUCCGUCCACUCCAGUCCCACUCUGUCCAUGAUCUCUGCGGCCAGGGGACUCAGCCCUGCUGACGUGACCCACGAGCACCUAAAGGAGCGGGGUCUGUUCGGGCUGCCCCCUCCUGCCCCGGGCACCAGCCCUGCGGAGUUCUACCACCUGAUGGCGUCCAGCCACCGCAGUCCCUACGGAGAUCUGCUCAUGCAGACCGGAGCUGCCGCCGCCGCUGCUGCUGCUGCCGCCGUGCACCUGCCAGAGUACAUGAGCCCUGUGGACAUGUCCCGUUUCCCCAGCCCUCGCUUGACCCCGCGUCUGAGCCGCAAGCGGGCACUGUCCAUCUCGCCCAUCUCGGACGCCAGCAUCGACCUGCAGACCAUGAUCCGCACAUCGCCCAACUCCCUGGUGGCCUACAUCAACAACUCGCGCUCCAGCUCGGCCGCCAGUAGCUCCUACGGACACCUCUCCGUCGGGGGCAUCAGUCCCUCGUUCACGUUCCCGCACCCCAUCACCCCGGUGGCGUACCAGCAGCUGCUGUCCCAGCAGAGGGGCCUGAGCGCGUUCGGCCACACGCCUCCCCUCCUGCACCCCUCGGCCUCCGCGUCCAUCGCCGCCCGACAGACGCCCAUGGGUGCCACCGCUGCCCCGCACCCCACCACCAACACCUCCUCCUCCUCCUCCUCCUCCUCGUCUGGCCCAGGGGAGUCCGUCCAGAAUGCUGCUGGUGAGUCUGCCGUCAGUAGCACGGUCAACCCCAUGGUCACCAAGAGGACCAAGGUGAAAUCAGAAAUGGACGGACCUCGGCCCAUCUCCCCCUGCUCUCAGGAUCACAUUGACCUGCGAGAGGAGCUGGACAAGGACGAGUGUAAGCAGGAGCCCGAGGCUGUGUACGAGACCAACUGCCACUGGGAGGGCUGCAGCAAGGAGUACGACACCCAGGACCAGCUUGUGCACCACAUCAACAACGAGCACAUCCACGGGGAGAAGAAGGAGUUUGUGUGCCGCUGGGAGGAGUGUUCUCGCGAGCAGAAGCCCUUUAAGGCCCAGUACAUGCUGGUGGUGCACAUGAGACGCCACACGGGAGAGAAACCACACAAGUGCACAUUUGAGGGCUGUGCAAAGGCCUACUCCCGUCUGGAGAAUCUGAAGACCCACCUGCGCUCCCACACCGGUGAGAAGCCCUACGUGUGUGAGCACGAGGGCUGCAACAAGGCCUUCUCCAACGCCUCGGACCGCGCCAAGCACCAGAACCGCACGCAUUCCAACGAGAAACCGUACGUGUGCAAGAUCCCGGGAUGCACGAAGCGCUACACUGACCCCAGCUCCCUGAGGAAGCACGUCAAGACCGUCCACGGCCCCGACGCCCACGUCACCAAGAAGCAGAGGGGAGAUGUCCCUCCCAAGGGUCAGCCGCCUAAGGGCAACGGCGAGAACGAGGGGGGCAAUCGAGGUGGACGGGGGCCAGACGGGGUGAUAGAAGCCAACAGCACCACCAAAGGAAUGGAGGACUGCCUGCAGGUCAAGUCCAUCAAAACUGAGAACUCUGUGAUGUAUCAGCCCAGUCCUGGCGGGCACUCGUCCUGCAGCAGCGAGCCGUCGCCGCUGGGCAGUGCCACCAACCAUGACAGUGGAGUAGAGAUGGCCCUGCACAGCAGCGGGGGCAGCCUGGGCGACCUGAGCGCCCUGGACGAGGCCGCCCCCAUGGCCGCCGACUCCACCGGCUCCCCAGGGGCGCUGUGGCCCGACGGUGGGUGGGGCCUGGACGGGGAGAGGCGGGGAGGAUCACUGCUGCGGCUUGACCAGCUGAAGCAGGAGAAGCUGAAAGGCGUCAGGGACUCGUGCUCCUGGGGGAAACCGCCGGCCGGACCGCAGACGCAGGGACGCAACACCAAACUACCUCCCAUCCCGGCUGUCGGCUCCCUUAUUGAGGGUCCGAAUAUGGACUACCCCGGCUCCCUGCCCAGCCCCCGUAUUGGUGGCGGCGGUGAUCUGAUCACGUGUGAGGUGACGCUGCUGAACCAGCUGAACAACGAGCGUCGGGACAGCACGUCCAGCACGAUGAGCUCGGCCUACACGCUGAGCCGCCGCUCGUCCGGCAUCUCGCCCUGCUACUCCAGCCGCCGCUCCAGCGAGGCCUCGCAGUUCGGCAGCGGCAGCGGCAGCGGACUGGGCGGCCACCGGCACAACAACAACAUCAGCGCCGCGUCGUACGACUCCUACGACCCCAUCUCCACCGACCUGUCUAGACGGUCCAGCGAGGCCAGCCACUGCGGAGGCCAGGGAGGAGGAGGAGGUGGAGGGAUGGGCCUCACGCCGGCGCAGCAUUACCGGCUAAAGGCCAAGUACGCGGCGGCCACCGGGGGCGCCCCUCCGACCCCGCUGCCCAACAUGGAGCGCAUGAGCCUGCGGACGCGCAUGGCGCUCUACGGCGACUCCCAGGACAGGGAGGGCGCGGGGCACCAGUUCCACACGUCGGGCAUGUCCAGGCGAUGCAGCGACACCGGGUACGGCGCUCCAGGCAUGAUGCCCCACGAGGUGCCCAACAGUCUUCCGGCUCAGGACCCCUGUCCGGGCGGCUGCCGGCUCAGGACCAGCUCUGGUUGGUGCAGCGCACCAUGAGCAACUGGAGUGACGGGCACCAUGAGCCGCCGACUGCCGCCCCGACCAGCGGCCGGGAGGGUGGCCUCCGGCGGCAACACCUGGUCGGACGGCAGCCUGCACCGCCACCACUUCGUCCAGCGCCCGCCCAGCAUCUCGGAGAACGUCGUCAUGGAGACGAUGGCACUGGACCAGGCCGAUGACGACAUUGUGCUUCCGGACGACGUGGUCCAGUACCUCAGGUCCCAGAACGGCAGCUCGACUCAGGACGCGCUGGCCGGUAACUACCCUGGCGGCGGAGGCCAAUCACAGGACUUCCAGAGCAACAUGACAGUCCAGCAGCAGCACCAGCCCCAGCAGCAGCAGUUCUAUGGGCAAAGGCGCAUGGCCAUGAUAGACGCUAGCAUGACUCCUCCAGCUAACGGUCAGGCGAUGGCGUCCUCUCAGUUCCGUCCCCGGCCCCAGCAGCCGCUUGCCACUUUGCCCGGCGUCAACAAGAGCAGCAUGCCCGUGCAGUGGAACGAGGUCAGCUCAGGGACCAUAGACUCCAUGGAGAGGGUUCCUAAGCAACAGCAGCAACAACAACAACAACAACAACAGCAGCAGCAGCUACAGAUCCUCCGCAGCAACCUGGCCGUGGUCCAGCAGAAGCAAGCGUUCGGUGGCCACCCCCACCCCCACCACCAGGGCUUCCAGGGCUCCAACCAGCAGAUCGUCCACGUGAGCCAGAGCCUGACGUCCAUGCAGCAGCAGCAGGCCAUGCAGAGGGGCAUCCAGCGGAUGACCGCCCACCAGCAACAGCAGCAGCAGCACAGGGUGCCCUCCUCGUCCACCAACCCAUUGGCAAUGCAGUCCGACGCUUUGACAGGGAGUGCAGCCAACCAACACGGGCUGUUCGGCAAUGCUGCCCUUCCGAAUGGCAGAGCAGCGCCAAUGGCAACGACGCCGCAGCAAAAUCCCAAUGUGCCACAGCAGCAGCAAUACCGGACGAACUCGUCGUACAUGAAUGGCACCGGGCAGCAGAGUUUUGCCGUUCCGUCGUCUCAGAUGACCGCUCAGAACGGAAACCGGGUUCUAAUGAACCCGCAGCCUCCUGCAGAACCCAGACCCUCGGCCAGACAGCAGCAGCAGCAGCAUGCUGGCCUGAUCUCCAUGCAGCCCAGCGGGUUCCUUCAGGCCAACUACGGAACCUCAGAAGCCAGCCCCAAGAGAACCGACAGCAGAGGUCACCAGGAGAGCGGAAACAACAGCAUCAGCAGAAACAAUCACGCCAACGGUGGCGGCGCAUUCUACUCAGGCGAGAUCCACGUGCUCGAUUCCAGCGUCGGCUUCGACGUGCCCAUGUCCCCCUGCGCCAACCAGGACCUGGGCACCAACGCGGCCACCAUGGCCUCCCCGGGGGUCAACCAGGUCACCAGCACCGUGGACUCACAGACUCCCGCGGUGGCCGAGCACGCUCAGAUCGACUUUGACGCCAUGCUGGACGACGGCGACCACUCCAGCCUCAUGUCGGGCACGCUCAGUCCAUGCCUCCUCCAGAGCCUGUCCCAGAAUUCAUCGCGACUGAACACGCCGCGCAACUCUGUGACGCUGGCCUCUGUGCCCUCGGGCAUCGGGAACAUGGCGAUCGGAGACAUGAGCUCGAUGCUGACGGCUCUCGCAGAGGAGAGCAAGUUCCUCAACUUAAUGGCUUAAGGACAAAUGGGUUGGUUUGCCAUUGCCAUAACAUCAGGAAAACACAAUGUAUGUGUGUGCUUGUUUUUGUUUUGUUGUUUUUUUGUUUUUGUUUUUGUAUUUUCGUGGAUGUGCAUACUGUACGAGUGUGCUUUUGAAAUCUGUUCUCUGUUGGUUGAAAAGGAACAUGCUGAAAUGAUGAAAGACACCUGUUUGCACCAAAGGUCGGUGCCCCAGGGGACACAGUCUUUUUGUUAAAAAAAAAAAAAAAAACAUUCAAGUUAAGAAAUAAGCACUGAUUUGUACUACAAAAACAACUGAAUCGCUUUACAACUGGCAAUAAGUUAAAAAAAAAAAUCUCUAAAGCUUGUAAUUAUAAAACAUAGUAUACAUUUUAUACAUUUGAUGAUGAAAUGUUGAUAAGGAGAAGUGUCAUUCAUUUAUCCUGUUUACCCAAAAGCCAUAGUCAAUGAAUCUUUGUAAGUCACAGCCCAGUAUUUCCUAGCGGCUUCCUCUUUAGCGGUGCACUGAAAAUGGUUCACUAAGUGCCUUACAGCUCAGAACCAGUGUGACCUAAACUCAGACAUUUACGUUAAUCAUGUUGCCAGUUUGAGUACAUGGCAAACAAAUACUUUAAAGUAUUAUUCUCGACUUAAACAUAUUGUUUAUAGUAUAACUGUAUGGUACAGUACACACUUUAAAUUAUCUUAACGACUUGAUUACUAUGUGUUUUUUUUUCUCCUCUCGUUAAGUGUAUAAGACAAUGCUGUUCCAUUUGUUUUUUUAUUACACAGAGGGUACUGAACUGUUGGGACGCAAUUCCGGUCCUUAAUCAUGACUCUUUCUAUGGACUUGGUGAAUGUUGAGUACACACAGACAGAGAGAGAGAGAGAGAGAGAGAGAGAGAGAGAGAGAGAGAGAGAUGGAGGUGGGAUAUCCUUCAAGUGUCCUACAGGGGGAUGGAUCUCGCUGUGCACUUGUCUCGUCAGCUCAUGUGAUUGAAAAGGUCGGACGGAGGAACGGCUCAUCUGUGUGUGUGUGUGUGUGAACAUCUGCAGAGACCUGACAGCUCGGAGAUGCCACCCCCCAACACACACACGCACACACCCACCCACACACAGAGAGAGAGACACCCCUCUGGAGAGACACCCCUCUUUAAAAAAAGGAAUAUGCAAGUAAUUUUGGGUGCUCUCCAUGGAGACAGCGCAGCCUCCCAAUUAGCAGGAGCAUCCCCCUCUGGACUGGAGUUGGGUGGGGGUGCACCUCUGAGGCCUACCAAAAAAAAUCUGCGGCCUUUCAUGUUUUGGCUGGGGUCAGAGAAACUAAGGGGACAUAGAGAAGAACAAAAUAUCCCGUACCCAUCAACGAAAGACAGUACAAACUCUACAUUUGAUUGUUUGAAUUAAAAACAGCCUUUUGUAUUCUGCCGUUUACUUGUGCAAAGUCUGUCUUGUUGUGUGAGAGUGUGUUGGAGUGUAUGAGCUGCAGCUUUUGUACAUUUUAAAUACAGUAUCU